This is a messenger RNA of Caenorhabditis angaria, 702 nucleotides long. NCBI's taxonomy places the organism in Eukaryota, Metazoa, Nematoda, Chromadorea, Rhabditida, Rhabditidae. The record is from the annotation of a GenBank genome assembly.
AUGCAAGUCUUCUCAAUUAUUGUUCUCGGAACUCUCGCCAUUGGAAUCGUCGCUAAAAAUCAUCAUGCCCACCAUGAAAAUGUCGUUUCUACCAAAUACCCUGAGCAGUGAGUUUUUUUGUUAAACUUAAGUUAUCGAUUAAUCGACUUUUUCAGGAAACCAAAUGAAUGGUGUCUUGGCCACUUUGAAAAGGGUAGAUUGUACCACAAUCUGAAAUAUAUAUGUCACAAAAAUUACCAAAUCAUCAACCCCAAAAUAACGGCGGAAAGAUCUGCAAUUCAUAAUAAAAUAUUCAACGAGAUCCAACUCACCCCGGAAGAUGUUGAAAACGUAUGCAUGCACAGUGAUAAUCAAGAAAAGUUGAGUGCCACCGAAACAUACGAUUUCAUGAACGAUGACUACAUUGCCGUUAUUUGCGACAACAACAAGUAUAUGAAUCUAAUGGAUCAACUGGUCGAGUUAGCCUAUGAUUUUCCAAGUGAAAUCAUGGCUGGUAUUAUUCCAGAGUAUGUUAUAAUAGAAAUGACAAUUGAAUAAACAUAAUUUGAAACUGUUUUCAGAGGUGAAAUGAACAACAAAAUAAGAAGAGAACACAUCAGGAACAACAUAUACAACAAUCCAGCAGUUGCAACAAAUCUUCUCGAAAGAUACAAUGAUUUCAAAUCAGUUCCUGCCCUCAUCCAAUCAUCAUUCAAACAUUAG